AUGUCAGACCCUACGAGUGCACCACUCGAUUCUACAGACAUUCAGAUCUCGAUACCCGGUUCUUUUCCAUCGCAAACACCAGAUGACAUCACAAGACUCGCAGAUCAGGAUGUCCCCUUGGUCGGAAAGCCAGCAACAAGCGUAAGAGCUCCCAGGCCAGCAGGUUUGACCUGGGCGCAGCUCCAAAAUGUGGAAAAAGACGCUUCUGGAGAGCACCAUGCGAUCGCACCCAGAUCUGCUGCCUCUCAUAGUGGCCCUGUUUCACCAAUUUCGCCAAUAAGCUCCUCCGAAGCACUGCGAACCCCGAAUCUCGACCGACAAAAGAACAACCCAUAUAGGACUUGUUCGUCCCCGGGAUCCUCCUCAACCGUACCGCCACGGCUUCAUUCCCCGGCCUCUCAAAUAUUUGAGCGCAGCGUCCAAGAGGACAUCCUGCCUAUUCAAGCCGCAUCUCCAUCGAUACCCGCGCAUAUUCGUACAGAGAACUAUAUCCCGCCCGUCUUGGAAGCAUCCUCUGCUGCAAUCACCGAUCAAGAAUUAGAUCCCGACUCUGUCGAGAUCGUCACGCAUAGCCUACACCAGCCCGCCACGGGCAUCGCCACUUCGACAGCGGAGCAGUCCCUAUCCUCAUCCGGUAUUGUCGACCACGCCGGUCUACACUCAGAUGCAGAUGAAAUGUCUUCGUCGCACGGAGCGUCGGAUACAGAUGUCCGACGUCUAAGUUUCAUAUCGUUUGCAGACGUGGUCAAUGCGGAGCACGCGGCCGAGCACGCGGAGGUCGAAUCCGUGUAUAGCCGAGAUCCUUCCCAACCCGCGGCCUCUGGGAAUCCUAUAACGAUAGGGUCUCUGAAUCGUUCUCCGUCACCGCUGCGUUCACCUACUUCUUCCCAUGGACUGGGGACAUCACCUCCAACCAGCAUCGCGACCUCAUAUAAGGGCCCUAGACAUGUCCCCGGGCCAUCACGGGGUGCGUCGGCCCGGAAGCCCACUGCCUCUGGCCCAGAGCCCCGUAUCUUCCGGUUUCAGCGGAGAACUGAAUGUUGA
Molecule: messenger RNA, 1044 nt
Organism: Penicillium manginii
Lineage: Eukaryota; Fungi; Ascomycota; Eurotiomycetes; Eurotiales; Aspergillaceae
Exons: 1
Coding region: 1-1044 (347 amino acids)
Source: RefSeq, a predicted model, not a curated record